AUGCCCGCACUCCAACACCAGAAGUCUCAUUACCUUCUCCCACUCAACAGCACGAUCUUCAAGUCAAAGUCGUCCACCAACUUACCUUCGACCAACCAGCGCAAUAUCUUUGCCAAGUCGACGACCACCCUUGCACACAAUCCCAUAGAAGAGCCAGAUGAAGAACUCACCGCCCUCCCACCUCCACCCGCGCCGGCUAAACCCAUUCCCCGCAAGCCAAAUACGCAAGAGCUAGUACCCUCCACAGUGAGGGUGCAAGGCGCAGCCGAGAAUCCAGAGGACGCCCCACAUCAGGCGCUUAGGUGCUCUAGGAGCAUGGGCGACCUGGAGGGUGGCGAUGUGGAGGCCGGUGAUGAGAAGAGGAAGGAAUCUGUAUGGCGACGUCUAUUUGAGGCGCUCAAGAAGCCCUUCCGCAAGGAGAAAGAACCGGUUGAGAAGCCGAGGGAGCUGGUCAUAGGCGGACCAACCGACUUUAAGCACAUCAAGACUGGCACCGCUUGCCUACCUAGCCAACCUGCACCUCAGAUCGAAGACGAUGAGGGAGACACCUCAGGCGACUGGGAGACCAUGCGCCCUUCUGAGUCUACCGUUCGUGCUUCCGAGUCUUUCCUCCACUAG
Molecule: messenger RNA, 618 nt
Organism: Didymosphaeria variabile
Lineage: Eukaryota; Fungi; Ascomycota; Dothideomycetes; Pleosporales; Didymosphaeriaceae
Exons: 1
Coding region: 1-618 (205 amino acids)
Source: RefSeq, a predicted model, not a curated record